AUGGCUUCCCCCCAGUACGACCCUGAAAUUGCAGCUGCAUCAUCCGCAAAGCAGAGCCAGGGAGGAGGAGCAGGCCCUGACAAACAUGUUGGAGCUCCUGACAUUUCUAAGGUCGGGGACUCGAAGCUGUACGAGUUCAAGGAGCAGCUCCUGCUGCUGUCGACUCUGGUGGCCACGGUGACGUACGGCGCCGGGCUGAACCUGCCCGGGGGGUCCUGGGAGCAGGGCAACCCAGGGGGGCACCUCGCCGGCGACCCGAUUCUUCGGGACACUCACUACCGCCGGUACCUCGCCUUCUACUACUGCAACGCCACUGCCCUCGCCGCGUCGCUCGUGGUCUCCCUCAUCCUCAUCAUCCUGCCGAGGAACAAACCUGCCUGGACAGUGGCGCUGCAGAUCGUCAUGAUGCUUGAUCUACUCAGCCUCAUCGGUGCCUAUGGCGCCGGGAGCUGCCGGGAUGCGUUCACAACAGUCUACGCGCUGGUGGUCUUCUGCAUUUUGCUAUUGGCCAUCAUCUCUGUUUUCUUCUCCUUUAUGGUGAAGGUCCUCAUCAAAUGGGCUCACAAGGUCCGUGCCGCCACCAGCCCAAUCAAGACCACUGGUGGCAACCUCAAAGGCAUCCUCGCCAUGAAGCGAGUCACGACGAUGAUCAACACAAUUGAGUCACUUGCAGCCGACUCCAAAGACCGUGCUGAGAAGGAGAUGGUUGAUGUGUUGAUGCUGCUCGCAACCUUCGCGGUCACCAUCACAUACGUUGCCGGGCUGAGCCCGCCUGGUGGGUUCUGGAGCAGCGCCGAGGAUGGUCAUCAUGUGAGCGACCCGGUGUUACAAGCCCGUGGCCGGUACCGCGCCUUCUUCCUCUGCAACACCACCUCAUUCGCUUUGUCCUUGCUCAUCAUCGUGGUUCUCCUGGAGAGGAAGAUGCUCGGGAAGAGUAUGUUGUUUGGGAAAAAGAAGAUGAUGUUUGGGGGAAAGUCCAUCCCAAAGCGGCUUGCAGCGCCCUGCGGGUUGAUCGUCGUUGCUCUGCUGGGCCUCAUGGGGGCCUAUGCGGCUGGGAGCUGCAGAGAGGCUGACAACACUGUCAUGGUCCUUAUGGUGCCUGUCGGUGUAUGCCUGCUGCUGGCGCUUGUUUUCCAUUGGAAGCCCCUCACGAAAAUGCAUAAUUCCGUCUUGAAAUUCUUCAAGAAACUGGCCCAUCUUGGCAUUCCUUCAGGUACUUACAGAGACACGGACGAUGACCACCUACAAAACACCCGUUAUCUUGUUAUGCUCCUUGCUACUCUUGUGGUGACCAUCACUUACCAAGCAGGACUAGAUCCACCGGGCGGCCUCUGGCAAGACGAUCGAGACGGGCAUAAGAUGGGCCACCCGGUGCUCCAAACCACACAUCCUACUAGGUACAAAGUGUUCUUCUAUAGCAACUCGGCAGCCUUCAUCACAUCUCUGGUCGUCAACAUGAUGCUCCAGAGCAAGUUUCUACUCACGCGACACACGCUGGAAGUAACCCUCGUGUUCGACCUAUUCGGCCUCGUCACUGCCUAUGGCGCCGGAAGCACUAGGGAUGUAAUCACAUCCAUCUAUAUUGUUGCCUUGGCAGGCAUCGUCCUGGUCUACGUCAUCGUCCAUAUCAUCAUCAGAGAACAUGAUCCCGAUCCGGAGGAUCAUGCUGCACUAAAGGAACUUGAUGACAAGCGCAGGGUGCUAUUGUUGGUCGCUAUCUUGGCGGCCACCCUCACGUACCAAGCUGGACUCACCCCGCCUGGUGGCUUCUGGUUGGCAGACGACCAAGGGCUUGGUCUCCGUGCGGGUUUCCCGGUCCUUCUUCAUCAUUACCCUCGUCGUUACUAUGCAUUCUUCUACUGCAACGCGGCGAGCUUCAUGGCAUCCGUAACCCUCAUCCUUCUUCUUGUCAAUCCGAAGCUAUACAGGCCGGGCAUACGUUGUUAUGCGCUCUAUGUGUGCAUGCUGGUGGGCACAUUUGGCCUUAUGGGUGCCUACGCUGCCGGAAGCUCCCGGCAUCUCAAGACCUCCAUCUAUGUAUUGACCUUGGUCGGCGCGGUGGUUGCCUUCAUAGCCUUGCUGCUAGUCCUUUUCCGGUUAUUCCCUUUAUUUGGCAAACCCAAAGAUAAAGUGCCAGUAACUCCCAAGAGCAGCGGCAGCAACAGCAACAAGAGCAGCGGCAGCAAGAAGAAAGAAAAACUUCAAUACUUGACGCUGCUAGGGAUCCUGGCUGCAAGUAUGACAUACCAGACAGGCCUAAAACCACCAGGCGGCCUAUGGCAAGACAACAAUGAUGGGCACUCUGCUGGCAACCCCAUUCUCCGUGACAUCAACAAGGACCGGUACAAUGCUUUCUUCUACAGUAACUCCACCUCCUUCAUGGCCUCAAUUGUGGUGGUCGUCAUGCUGCUUCCAUUGACGAUGUUGCCCGAGAAAGACACAAAGUCGCCCAAGAAAGAACCAAAGUCGGUCAUGCUGCUUCAGUCGAUGAUGUUGCCCGUGAAAGACCCGAAGUCGCCCGAGAAAGAAACAAUGUUGUCCAAGAAAGACACAGAGUCGGCCCAGAAAGACCAGAAGCCGACCGAUAAUGACCCGGAGCCGACCGACGAAGGCACAUGGCCACUCUGGCCAAUGCAUACGGCCAUCUUGCUGGACAUGAUGGGCCUCCUGGUGGCAUACGCAGCAGGCAGUACUAGGAAGUGGGAAACAUCCAGGAAUGUCAUGGUCCUCAUCGUUCCUGUGUUGGCCUACAUUGGGCUCUACGCAGCACUGUCAGUCUUCUGCCAUAGAAAAGAAAAGCCCAAAGAAGACCCCAAAGUGGCAGCAGAUACCCAGGUUGGUGGCGCAGGCCCGUAACAAUCAUGAUGUCAUGUGAUUCUGUGUCAACUUUACCUCUGGGGAGACAAGCAUUACAAGACGUGUUGGAGGAACUGCCGAUGUGGAAAUUCGAAACUGAGUUCAUGAGGAAAGGAACCCAAGUGAGCUAGGCUCACUGCGAGCAUCCUGUGUAUAUUUCAGAUAUUGAGUUGAUUGUUCAUAUGUAUUUCAGUGUGAUGGCCAGUUGCAGCAUAGCAGUAUAGGCAUCUUGUGAGUUGUAGUCCAUUGAAUUAAUGGCAUAGCAGCAUACUUUUUUGUGACAAAACUGUAACUUGCGGAGUGAAACCGAUGAAACUUGCGAAGUUAACGGCAUAGCA
This is a messenger RNA of Triticum aestivum (bread wheat), 3194 nucleotides long. RefSeq lists its product as uncharacterized. Bases 1 to 2856 code for a protein of 951 amino acids. The record is from RefSeq and is a predicted model, not a curated record. The transcript has 2 exons. Gene Ontology annotation, cellular component: membrane. NCBI's taxonomy places the organism in Eukaryota, Viridiplantae, Streptophyta, Magnoliopsida, Poales, Poaceae.